Messenger RNA from Branchiostoma belcheri (Belcher's lancelet), 2469 nucleotides. RefSeq lists its product as uncharacterized. Gene Ontology annotation, molecular function: chitin synthase activity. The record is from RefSeq and is a predicted model, not a curated record. Gene Ontology annotation, cellular component: cell septum; cell periphery. The transcript is spliced from 5 exons. The coding region runs from base 120 to 746 and encodes 208 amino acids. NCBI's taxonomy places the organism in Eukaryota, Metazoa, Chordata, Leptocardii, Amphioxiformes, Branchiostomatidae.
UUUAGAAUAAGAGCAUAACGACAACUUGCAUCUAACAUGAGUCUAAUUUGUGUCAUAUUAAAACACAGCUCAACACAAAAGACUGGCUCGAAAGAGUAAGUCUCACGCAAUACAAGGGCAUGUUUGAGGGGAAAGGCUACAAAGAACAAAAACAUCUUGCUCGACUCAAAACAUGUAACUUAGAGCAGCUUUUCCCCGACAUAAAGAAAGCUCACAUCAAGCGCCUAAAGAUGUCCAUUGCCUACAUGAGAGAGCAGACUGACGAGGAAAAACUACAAGAGAAGGUAAAGAAAAAAAUGAGGGAGAAAACAAGGCUAGACAUGGAAGAUGGUGAGCCAAUGAUGAAGAAACAACACCGCAUGUGGGAACAACUGAAAGAGAGCUGUCUUAAAGCAGAAGAUGACCUUGAGGUUAACAGUAGCAAUGACAACACACUGAAAGACAAACUGAAAGACCUACGGGACUCCGCCAUCAAAGUGCUUAGUGUAGUCAACGUGCUGUGGCUGGUCUUCAUCGUCACCAUCGCCAAGUCUGAUGUGCUCCACAUCUCCGGACACAACCCGCUAGGUAUCCUCUCCCUUGCAGUGUUUGGCUUGAUCCAAGUGUUCCAGUUCUUAGCUAUGGUGUACCACAGGACGAUGGCUUUCCUGCACUGGGUAGCUAGGGCAGAAAUGGGGUAUGAGAAUAAAAAGUGCCUGAAAGACGUAAGGGACAAUGCCGUCCAUGAUACGUCGAUGAAUGUUUGAAUACCGUCCAUGUUUAGAAUGAUGCAAGUUCAUAUGUGAAAAAAAUUCUUCCACCAAAAAGUAUUGAUUUUGAGAAAUAUUACUGAUAUUGCUGUUUCAAUAAUUAAAACAGUGGUAGAGAGCAAUAUAGGAAGAAUAAAUUCCUAUCAUCACUCCAAGAUAACAAAACAUUUAUGUAAAAAAGACUUUGCGUAUCGGACAAACACAGACACCAAUAUAGACGAUACUUGUACAUUUGUACUUCUUCCAUUGACCUAAAAAGAAAUAAAUAAUACGUUAAAAAAUAAACAACGAUAAUGAAGCAAAGGUAAUGAUAAAAAUAUUGAAAGGAUGUAACAAACAGACCAACUACCAAUUCAUAAUGUUUAUGUUGCAUUAUGUUGUAAAAUUAGCUUAUGAUAAAGAAGGAAUGUAUACAUGUACGUGACAUUUGAAAAAACAGUUCGGAAAUAUUUGUUUUUUUUAAUGUUCAAAUGAUCGUAAAAAUGUAAUUAGCACAAUAUGUUUCAAUUAGUGGUAUUCUCUAUAUGGAAUCACAUUUAUUCAUAUCCUGGCAGAAUAUGAUUUUCAACAUUUUGUCAUUAAUUGUGACCUCCGCAUUCACAUGAUUUAUGCGCAGUGAUGUUUUACCUUAACUGAAUUUGUCACAAGUACAAAAAUUCUUAUCAAUACCAUUAAGGGUUUAUCACACUUUCUAUUGAGAGGAAAUGUCUGUAAAGCUCUUAAUACAGAGUCGAACAUGGCCCCCGAACCAUGGUUGGGAGUAGGUCGGGAGCAAGAUAGCCCGUGGUUGGCUGGUGUUCGGCGAGGUCAGCUACUGUUCGGCUGUUUUAAAAAUGUCGGAAGGUUGGGCCAUGGUGGGUUGGUGUUAGGGAGUAGGUCAGCAGUGUUGGGGGUACCAAUAAAUACUGCUAUCAAAUACAUGCGAAACUUGGACAUUUAAUGUGUUCUCACGUGGUUACAACCUAACCAAUAGGUCAUGUUCUGCGAUUGACAAAAAAUAACUCGCUUAAAUGUCGCACAUGCAAAAUACUAUAGUUCAAGUCUAUUUCAAAGAUUAUAAGUAGUUGAAAAAUGUUUUAAUUGUCCAAUUUAUUGCGUAUUUUAGUAUUAUAAUCUUAAUGUUGUAAGUAGUAAUUUCAAUGGUAUUUCUGAAUAUUUCAAAAUGUAAUAAGAUAUUAGUUAAUAUAACAUGUUCGCGACUUUGUACAAACCUCACAAUUCAGCCAUGAGGUUGUGAUGGGUUUUGGUUUUCAAUAAAGAAAUAAACAAUAAAUAAUCCGUGGCCUGUGCCCAAGGAUGGGCAGCAGUCCUAAGUAGUGAGAAGAUUGGAAAAAUAACUUAGAGCCAUAUUGAUGACAACAUAUAUGUAGAACAGUGAUCUUGACACACUAUGUUAAAGAUAACCCUAUAUAUUGAAAUGAUCAAGUGAAUGCCUGUAGAGGUUUGGUCUAAUGUGGUUGCUGUGUACUUGUCUCUAUUAUACCAAAUUUUGGACAUGUUCAGAAAGUAGCACAUAGGACUAUGUUUGAAGCUCUGAAAACGUCAACGUAGAAUGUCAAUGGAAUCCGAUAGUUUAGUGAAAGUAACCGUGUUUUUUGUCUAUCAAAUGAAGGCUUGUAUAGGUCGGGGACUUAUUUGGUUGCUGUGUACUAGCCCUAAUCGUAGGCCAUGUUUGCUCAUGUGUAGAAAUUAACAGUUUGUGCUUUGUUUUAAGCUAUGA